GUUCGGCCGUUGCGAGGCUUGGGCGCACCUGUCUUUGGAGUCGCGGAGGCGAACGUCUAUCGCUUCGGAGCCGUGCCAUCUGCUCCAGAGGUGUGGGGCUUCCUGCGAGACGCUGCCUUGCGGCUCGGCGCCGCCCUGCCUCCCUCGCCGUUUCUGCUGGCUGGUGGGGCGGGAGUGGGAGCCGCGUGGAUCCCUCAGGCGCUGGCGCUGGACAAUCCUGCGGCCGCCGCGGCCGCGGUGGUGGCUGCUGCUGGCGGAGGAGGCGCGGCGGUGCCUGCACCAGGCGACGGCGCUGGAGGCGGCGGCGGCGCUGCUGUUCCUGGAGGCGCAGGCGCGCUCGCUGCAGCUCUGGGCGUGGCGAUGCCUCCUCCCCUGGGGGGUGGCGGUGCUGGGGCGGGCGGCCCAGGAGGCGGCGCUGCAGCUGCUGGUGCGCUCGCGGCGGUGGCGCCAUUGGCGGCUGCCGAUCCUCGCGUCUUCCCGUUGGCGACGGAUCACGCUGGUCGCCGCCAGCUGGACUACUCAGUCGCGCUGCGGGACGCUACUACCACGCCACGGGACGAUUGGCCGAUCAAGGGGCCAAGGACGACCCAGUGGUGCUUGGAGCACAUGCGUCGGAACGCGGGCGGCCCGUUGGCCUGGCACUCGAAGUGGAAAGCGGAGGCGAGGCUUCGCGACUCGGAUGCCAUCUGCCAGCAGCAUGAGAUGAACUGCAGGCUGCUGGAGAUGGCCACCUGCUACGACCAGCUCAACACUCAGCUCAUCGAGGAACGCCACUACGAGGAGACGGUAGCCGCGCAGGUGGCGGCAGGGGAGAAGAAGGACAAGAAGAAGGGCCUCGGGGCGAGCGAGAGUCUACUCGCUUCGGAGGCCGAGCACUACAUGGGCGCGUCGGCGAGCAAGGGCAACCUCUGCAUCCCGCCAGCGCUCACGGAGUUCAUUGCAGAGCAGCUGAAGGCGGAGGCAGCUGUUGCCAAGGAGAGCUCCGCGAUGAAGCCUGCAGGGCGUCAGCGUGACGUGCUCCCUCUGCCGCCGCUCGCGCUGGAUGAGCGCGCUGCUUCCUGUCGCAGCCGGCGGGGCCAGCAGCGGGCGCAGCGUGGGGCCGCGUGGAGGCGUUGGGCUAACGACGGCAUCGCGGCGCUCAACCAGCUGAGUGGCCACGGCGCAGGUGCGGCGGCGCCGCCAGGGCUGACGUCAUCAGCUGCCCAGGCGAGCGCGCUGGACCACAUCAGCCAGGCCUUUCGCGAUUUUCCUGUGCCUCCUGACUAUCAUGAGGACCGAGUUUCAGGCGAAGCAGCCCUUGCAGAGCUGCUCGCUUCGGCGCCUGGGUAUUCCGCGGAGUCUCAGCGCGUCAAGCCCUACAGCAAGGACAUGGUGUCCUGGCCCGACAUGUCUACCGCGCCUGUGGGUCACAGAGUUGGUGGAUCAGGUGAGAUGUCGGCUUCUGAUUCCCGAGAUGCGCCAGCUCCGCGGCGCCCGUACGUGGGCCCGAUGUUGGCCAACAGCCUUCGCGCCUACGCUGGCUUCGUUGGGAAGUUGCUUCAGGGUGGUAUGAUUAGCUUCCGCGUGGCGCGUGCUGCUGAUCCUUAUAGUUUGGGAUUUUUCUUUGUUGAGAAGGUGGGUGAGGGCACGUUGAGACUCGUGUUCGACACGAGGGUGGCGAACGAGGAUUUCGAGCCCCCGCCCACGACGACGCUUCCGACGGCUGCUGCGCGGUCCGCCUUGGAGUCGCAGUGUCCCGUCGUUCUAGCGCAGGGUGACACCCAAUGCGCAUUCUAUCACAUGCUGGUGCCAAAGGGGAUGGAGGAAUGCUUCGCGCUGCCCACUAUUUCAAAUCAGUUGCUGGGGAUUACUCACGUCGACGGAUUGCCAGUGGCUAGCGACUGCUAUCUCCAGCCCAUGGUGCGCGCGUUGCCGAUGGGAUGGAGUUGGUCGCUGCUGUUUUGUCAGAGCAUCAUGCGCAGGGCUCUAGUGGAGAACGGGUUCAGCGACGGAUCGUUGAUCGAG
Messenger RNA from Prorocentrum cordatum, 2004 nucleotides. The record is from the annotation of a GenBank genome assembly. NCBI's taxonomy places the organism in Eukaryota, Dinophyceae, Prorocentrales, Prorocentraceae.